Bufo gargarizans (Asiatic toad) is the source of this 737-nucleotide messenger RNA. RefSeq names its product gastrula zinc finger protein XlCGF71.1-like. The transcript has a single exon. The annotation marks the transcript as partial. The record is from RefSeq and is a predicted model, not a curated record. Lineage: Eukaryota; Metazoa; Chordata; Amphibia; Anura; Bufonidae.
GCUCCCAAGAACAUUAUCUUAUAUCUGCCUCUGAUGUUUGGGAGAAACGGAACUGGACAGACUGGAGAACAUGUUUGGACAUUCUGAACACAGAAAGUAUUUUAAAAAGAAUUUUAAUCUCUCUGUAAAUGAGAAAAUUCAAAGAGAUGGAGAGCAUCAGAGAAUUCACACUGGGGAAAUGUUUUACCCAGAAAUCAAGUCUUGCUGAAAACCAGAAAAGUCACACAGGGGAGAAGCCAUUUUCAUGUUCUGAAUGUGGAAAAUGUUUUAUUUGGAAAUUAAAUCUUGUGCAUCAUCAGAGAACUCACACACAAGAAAAGCCAUAUUCAUGCUCAGAAUGUGGGAAAUGUUUUACCCAGAAAUCAAGUCUUGUUCAACAUCAGAGAAUUCACACAGGGGAGAAGCCAUUUUCAUGCUCAGAAUGUGGGAAAUGUUUUAUUUGGAAAUUAAAUCUUGUGCAUCAUCAGAGAACUCACACACAAGAAAAGCCAUAUUCAUGCUCAGAAUGUGGGAAAUGUUUUACCCAGAAAUCAAGUCUUGUUCAACAUCAGAGAAUUCACACAGGGGAGAAGCCAUUUUCAUGCUCAGAAUGUGGGAAAUGUUUUAUUUGGAAAUUAAAUCUUGUGCAUCAUCAGAGAACUCACACACAAGAAAAGCCAUAUUCAUGCUCAGAAUGUGGGAAAUGUUUUACCCAGAAAUCAAGUCUUGUUCAACAUCAGAGAAUUCACACAGGGGAG